Messenger RNA from Acanthoscelides obtectus, 636 nucleotides. Lineage: Eukaryota; Metazoa; Arthropoda; Insecta; Coleoptera; Chrysomelidae. The record is from the annotation of a GenBank genome assembly.
AUGGACGACGCCAGAACAGUUUGGUGUGGCAAUCUGUCGGACAAAGUGACCGAAGAGCUGCUAUACGAACUUUUCCUUCAAGCGGCCCCUCUACAAAGAGUAAAGAUUCCCUCGGACAAGGAAGGGAGAAAGUCGAAUUUCGGUUUUGUCACUUUCAAACACGAGUGCUCUGUUGACUACGCUACUCAGCUCCUGAACGGUACCAGACUUUUUGAUAAAUGCAUCAAUGUGAAGCCAAGAAACAACAAUCAAAACAGGACACCACAGCGGUCACAAGAACUGCCGCAUCCUCAGUUGGACAUGAUCAGACCGACGCAUCUAUUCAAUGAUCACAGACAACCAAACGAUAGACAUUUUGGAGGAGGUUCUAACCAGCAUGAUGAAGAUAGGUGGAGAGGUGAUAUUGACAAUUAUAGAGAUCAUAUGGACCACAAUAGUCAUAGAGAUACUCAUAUGGAACCUAACUAUAGAGACAGGGAGGAUAGACGAUAUAACAACUCUUUCAGAAAACAUGACAGGCACAAUAACUCGCCAGAUCAUAGGCGACAAAAUCACUCUCCAGACCCUAGGAGGCAUAAUAAUUACAAAGAUCGAAGGGGCAAUUUUGACAGGAAUAAGAGAAACAGAUACUACUAG